Myxocyprinus asiaticus (Chinese sucker) is the source of this 6680-nucleotide messenger RNA. It is a transcript of the gene nfe2l1b, whose product is annotated as nfe2 like bZIP transcription factor 1b. Gene Ontology annotation, cellular component: nucleus. Gene Ontology annotation, biological process: regulation of transcription by RNA polymerase II. Bases 974 to 3349 code for a protein of 791 amino acids. The transcript is spliced from 6 exons. Lineage: Eukaryota; Metazoa; Chordata; Actinopteri; Cypriniformes; Catostomidae. Gene Ontology annotation, molecular function: RNA polymerase II cis-regulatory region sequence-specific DNA binding; DNA-binding transcription factor activity, RNA polymerase II-specific. The record is from RefSeq and is a predicted model, not a curated record.
GUAGAACACAUAAUAUUGAAAUGUAGAACAUAUACAGAAAAAAAGAAUAUGAUUGAGAACUUCCAAGGUAAUACAAAAGAUAUAAGUAUGAUCAACUGGAUCUUAGGGAAAGGUAUACAAGACCAAAUGAAUCAAAGAGUAAUUAUGACUUUCUUGAAAGACACAGGUUUAGACAAACGUAUUUUAUACGGAAGAUAAGAUUUAUGUUAUUAACAUAAAACUACAUACACACUGAUAUAGAGGGAACUCACAUGGUGGGGUUUAGGCAUGGGAGAUGAACACGCAGAAGAUCACUCAUGUUGGUUGCAAAAACAAAACAAAAACAAAAAAGCAGCAGGAGGCGGUAUGUGCCUAAGGUGUUAGUAAACGACAAAACCCCAAAGAAGAAGAAGAAGUGUACUAGAAUAUUCUACACAUGCGCAGUGGCAGCAUGUACAGCGGCGUUUCAGUUUCAUGCAAGUUGUCGGCCAGAGGAAAUUUUGCAAGUCAUGGUGGGCCAUUCAAACCGAGAGAGGAGUGACAACCAUAUAUAUAUAUAUAUCUAAGAAAUUAAGAGCGUAGUUAGCUGGAAGUGACUAACGACCGUGGCUGUAUAAGCAUAUGGAGACAUUCUGAGUCAUUUGUAAGAAAAUACUCCCUGAGCUGGACGAAGUUUUGAACGUGAAUGUACACAAACAGAUACUGUGGAUAAAAGGUGGACAAUACUGAGGCGAAAAUACUUUCAUCAAGGAAAACAAAAGAGGAAUAUAAUUUAUUUUACCUUUAUCUUUGGUUGUGUUUUUUUUAAGAAACACAUGACUGUGGAAAAAGAAGAGUACCCUUUUAUUUUGUGUCUUUCAUUUAAAUCUGCUUCAGUUUUUUAUUAUAUAAAAGACUGUCUGUAACCUAAAUCGGUUUGACUUUUAUUUGUGUGUCAUUUUUGUUUUUAGUUACUUUUUGAGUUUUUUUCCUUUUUUUGUUCCUUUGCAAAGAAAUGCUUUACUUGAAAAAGUACUUCACAGAGGGUCUUAUUCAGUUCACUAUCCUCCUGAGUCUAGUUGGUGUACGGGUAGACUUGGACACUUACUUAUAUAAUCAGCUCCCCCCACUACGUGAGAUCAUCCUGGGCCCCAGCUCGGCCUACACCCAGACACAGUUCCACAAUCUCCGUAACACCCUGGACGGCUAUGGCAUCCAUCCUAAAAGUGUGGACCUGGACCAUUUUUUUGCCACUCGUCGGUUGCUGAACCAGGUGCGCUCGCUGGAUCAUCUGCGCGUGCCCAGCACCGAGCUGAGUGCCUGGCUGGUGCAUCGUGACCCUGAGUCUGUGGUUUCAGCAACCAGCCAGUCUGGCCCCAGCAUUGCCCUGGACAAUGGGGGCAGCCUGGAGGAUGUGAACAACGAAGCCUCGGCCAUGAGAGGGGCUGGCGGCGCUUCUGAGACAACUUACAGCCUCAGUGGUGAGGACGGUCUGGGAGCUGUGGCCCCUGAGGACAAUCAGGAGCAAGGGGAACGACAGAGCAAUGACGACCUCUCCAAAGAGGACAUUGACCUCAUAGACAUCCUUUGGAGGCAGGAUAUUGACCUUGGUGCUGGACGAGAAGUAUUUAACUAUAGCAGUCGACAGAAGGAGAGUGAGGCUAAUAAACCUAAUGAAGAGAACGAGGAGGCAGGUGAAAGAGAGGAAAACUGGCGAAAUGGACUUAAUCUGCAAGCCGUGCAGAGCCUAACUCAUGUUGAUGGAGAGACAGGAGAGAGCAUACCUGAGGAGCUUACCAGUCUUGGUGCUCAAACUUCAUUAUCCCUGCAGGAAUGUCUGAGGCUUCUGGAGGCCACCUUUCCAUUUGGAGAGGAGCCAGAGAUGAGAGCUCCAACUGAGGAAACUCCCUCUACUUCACAUGGGCUACCUCUUCAACCCUCUCUAUCCCAGUCUGAUACACCACUAGACCUGGAGCAGCAGUGGCAGGACAUCAUGUCCAUAAUGGAGCUGCAGGACAUGGAGGUAAACAAUACUGCAGUAAACGUCACCAUGAAUAAUGACCCCAAUAAUAACAAUGCCAACACUACAGAAUCUGCCACAAUGGGGAGUUUUGGUCUCCCACAAUCCAAUCUAAUUAAUCAGGAUGUUAGCCUCCACCAGGCUUCACUUCCCAGCUGCAGCCAGGACUUCCCAACACUCUUCAAUCCUGAGUUGGAUUCCACUGGGGGGCAGCAGCCUUCCUUAGUCAGGCUUUCUUCCAGCAAUUCCUCCAACAUCAAUUCAACAUUUGGAGCUACUAAUCUGACUGGACUCUUUCUCCCACCACCUCUAAACAGUACAACCAACCUAACCACCACUCCUGUGCUGCCAGACCCUUUCUCCAGCCUGUUGGAAGAGUCUAUGCUUGAUGAAAUUAGCCUGCUAGACCUUGCAAUGGAAGAGGGCUUUAGCCAAGCCCAGGCUUCUCAGCUUGAGGAUGAGCUUGAUUCAGACUCUGGUCUUUCAUUGGACUCCAGCCAUAGCCCAGCCUCUCCCAGCAACUCUGAGACAUCCUGCUCAUCUGCGGCGUCAUCCUCAUCCACUUCUGCCACAUUCUCAGAAGAAGGAGCUGUAGGCUACAGCACUGACUCUGAGGCAGCCACAGCAGAAGCGGAGGAAGGAGCAGUCGGAGGUUACCAGCCAGAGUAUAGCAAGCUGUGCCGCAUGAGCUACCAAGAUCCCUCUCAGUUCCAUGGCAUUCCACAUUUGGAAAGUGUCAAUCACAACCACACCUACAAUCUACCACUGGCAUCAUCCUACUCUGAGUGCUCUCUGUUGUGUGCAUCUGGCAACAAGAAAGGCAGAGACAAACAACUGCUGCAAACAAAGCUCCAUCCACCAUUAGACUGUGAGGACAGGCAGUCAAGCCGUGAUGAACGCAGGGCAAGAGCCAUGGACAUCCCAUUCUCAAAUGAAAAGAUCAUUAACCUACCUGUUGACGAGUUUAAUGAGCUUCUGGCAAAGCAUCAUCUUAAUGAGGACCAGCUCUCCCUCAUUCGUGACAUCCGCCGGCGCGGAAAAAACAAAAUGGCGGCGCAGAACUGCCGCAAGCGCAAGCUAGACACCAUCCUCAACCUUGAGCAGGGCAUGCAGGAUCUACGAUGCGAUAAGGCUCGGCUGCAGAAGGAGAAGAUGGAAUGCCUUAAGUGCAUCAGCCAGAUGAAUCAGAAGUUUCAGAAACUUUACCAGGAAGUGUUUGCACAACUGCGGGAUGAGGAAGGCAGACCCUACUCUGCUAGCGAGUACUUUCUGCAGUGCAGCCCUGAUGGUAGCGUUCUCCUUAUGCCUCGUAGCAUGACCACAGAACAAGGCAACAAGACUGACAAGAAGCAGAAGGACAAAAAGAAGUGAGGAGCUUGAACUGCUGCCCUUUUUAUGUUUUGCAAAGGCACUACCAUAAAGUAUUUUAAAAGGCAAGGAAGCCUUUUUCUUUGAAAAGAAUCUAGCAAGGAGAAGAAAAUUGCAUCAAUUUAUUUACUCUUCCUGCUUUGGGUUUUCUGUGUUCCUUUUUAGUUCAGACGUUUUCUCCUGAAAGCAGCAUUAAAGCAAAUUUGCUUUAUGUAGAAUUGAUUUUUUCGUUGAUGUACAUGUAUUGAGAAAGAUUUGAGCGACGGGCACUUUUAGAUGAACGGAAAGAAUUGUAAAGAAUGUGAGGCCUUGGAGGGCAUAGUUCCAUCUUUAACAAAGAAGGACACUGACAAGAUGCCCUUGUGAUAAAUUGGAAGAGCUGACAUGAUGGUCCCAAAAAAUUUUGCCAAUGAAAAUAUACAUGAAACUAAUGUAUGUUGUUGACCAUGAGGAUAGAAGGAUUAUUAGAAUUUUUAGCAUUGGCCAGGGCUGUGUUGUUUGGCCGUACCCUGGGAUUACAUUGGUGGUUGAGGAAGAACCCCUUGAUUUGGAGAGCCGGAAGCAAGAGCCUGCUAGGCUGCGCAUUAAAAAGCUAAAAGUAUUGAGAAGCCAAAAGAAAAUACAGGCAGGCCAAUACUAACCAAAGGUUGUGUUGUAUGACUCUCUUGAUCCCAUAACAAAAUCACACUGGUUGAAUACUGGUGUUGAUUUAAAUUCACAUUUUCACUUCUAAAGGAAGAAAAUAGUAUAUUUCUGUCAUUGGACAGAAAUCUCACCUGAAAUUUCUCCGGACAUUCAAUGCCAUUUGUCAAGGAGCUGGGAGAAUGGAACAAAUAGUCAUUUAGCUUUGAGGCUUAAGGAAAAGAAUUGGAUAAGAAGAGGUACAGAUGGAAGAUGGAUGCACUCUGCAUUACUAAUAAAUCAGCUUCUGUACCCUUUUCCGCACCGUAAAUCAACACUGUAGUUUGAUUAUAAUAUUUUGGUCUUUAACUUUUUUUCCUCUUCUGUUGGGGAAAGUGUUUCAGAGUCCCUCCUGUCAGGUUUUUAUGUUAUUCUCCCAUGUGCAUACUAGACUUUUUAAAAAGCUUGUGAUGAGGUGGAGGGCAGGGCUGGGCCGUGAAGACACACGGCUGGCACUGAAUCGGGCUAAUCAGCCGGGAGGGGGAUGAAGACUAGACGGAGGCGCCAGUUCAAGAGAGAAAGAUGCACGUGGCCGCGUUGCACGUUUGUUUUUUGUUGGUUUUAAGUUUACCAUUAAACUUUGUUUACUGUUCAGCCGGUUCCCGCCUCCUCCUUGCCCAUCUUUUAACUGUUACAGUGGUGCCGAAACCCGGGAAGGAGGAGGGAUGUGCUGUCACAGUACUCACCGCUUCCGCCCACCAAAGGAGCAGCCGCGGCCAUCUGCCUGGGGACGGAGGGGUUGGUGCCGGCCACCAAGAGCCGGAGGACUCGCUGCCGUCCACCAGGGGAGGAGCAAGCUGGCGUUCGCUAGAGGGUGGAGGAGUGGUUGAGGACCGGGUGACAGCACGUCCGGGAGCCCGCAAACAAGUUUUUCUCUCUCUCUUCUCUCUCUCUAUGUCGCUCCGCCUCGCUCUUUCCCUCUCACCUUUCCCUCCCCUCGUCUCUCCCAGGGAUCCAGAAAAGCGGGGGAAGACCUGCCAGCAGGCACGGUCUGAAAGGCAAUGCCCCCCCCCUCCAGGAAGGGAGGGAAGUGCGUCAUGCCGGGGGUUUCCCCGACCUGAGUUGGGUGAUGGAGGAGUGUGACGAGGAGGAGGGUGGGGCCGGGCUGUGAAGACACACGGCCGGCCCUGAAUCGGGCUAAUCAGCCGGGAGGGGGAUCAAGACAAGACGGAGGCACCAGUUCGAGAGGGAGAAACGCACGCGGCCGUGCUGCACGUUUGUUUAUGUUGGUUUUUAGUUUACCAUUAAAUUUUGUUUACUGUUCAGCCGGUUCCCACCUCCUCCUCGCCCAUCUUUUAACUGUUGCAAAGCCAUUAGACAUUGGACACCUGAUAAGUGGCCUCCGAGAGUAUGCAUCUGAAUUAUGUGAUGAGUCUGGUGUUCUUGGUAUGUAAGAUUAACUGAAAUUAACUAAUGUGCUUAAAAAGUUCAUUUUUAGCCUUUGUUGCAGGCCAAAACUUUCUGUUGCAGGGCAACUUAUGCCAGUGGUUUUCUUUCUGUUGUAGUGUUCUCUUCUGAAGGAAAUAAUUUUAUUGUUAACUAAAAAUUAACAAUAGUUGCAGACACAGCUCAUACUUAGGAAUACAGAUUUUCCUUAGCUGGGUCAAACGUUUUAGCUUAAUGUGUGAUGUGAACCUCUGUCUCUCACUUUUAUUUUACAGAUUUUUAUUUCAUGUUUAGCAAAUUUGUUACCCACUACACACACACUACUUCUACAACAGUACCUUCUUUUUUAAUUGAGUGAGGUUUAAGCUGUUAGGUUUGUGCCAAUAACCAACUGCAUCGUGCUUUAGUGCAGCCUAAGUAAACAGCUGACCUAGUCACUGACAUAUCAUUGAAAUGCAGAAUGGGGGGGGGGGGGGGCACAGUAACACUGAUAUUAAUGUCCAAUAUACAUAAUGUUCAUCUUCAUUCUCUCCUGUCAGUCUCUGUCGCUUGCUUCUACACUGUUCAUAUAGUACCAUGUGACACAGUCAGCGUCUAGUUUGGUGCAACAUGAAUAAAUAUGCAAGAAAAUGUCAUUUUUGUCUCCAAAAUGGAUAAAGAGACAAUCUUUAUUUACUGGUUACAAAUAAUUAGUAUAGUUGGGGUAGAGAUAAUGAAAAAUGUUGAGUGAUUCACUAGAUGAACUUUGAAUCCAUGUUACAAUGUCAUAACUACUUGUCUUUAAGCACUGUUCUUUUUGUUUGUCUUGUUUGGUUUGUAAAUAUUUUUAUGUUCUGUUUGUCUCUUGUCCUAAUUGCUUGGUUUAGCCAGGCCCUUUUGCACCUUCUUUAAAUUUGCCUGUUCAGAGUAUUCCUAUUUGAUUAAUGUUGAGAGAUUUGCUGGCAAUCUGGAAUUGUUCUUUUAUUAAUUAAUAAACCUUUGUUUAAUUUACUUUGAUUUUUAAGUGAAAAGAUUUGUGAUUAUAAAAGAAUGGCAAAAAUAAAUUAAAAAUAAAAUGGUCUGAGAAUUUUGUAAUUCAGCAAAAGGAACUCUUCUGUCAGAAAUAUGAAUUCAAAGCUGUGCAGUGUGGGAUUGGAAAUUUAAGGGUCACUUGAAGAUCUGUUCAUUCUCCAUCGCUCCCAUGUAAUCACAUGAAAAACUAAAGUGAUAUACAGUACAUUGUAUGGGGUAUUCAAAGCGAGCACGGAUAAAUUAUGCCUGUUUCUUA